AGAGAAGCAUUGAUGUGAGAGAAGUCAGUUGCCUCCCAUACAUGCCCUGACUGGGGACUGAACCCACAACCUGGGCAUGUGCCCUGAUCAGGAAUUGAAAUAGCAACCUUUAAAAAUUUUUUUAAAAUUUUAUUUUAUAGAGACAGGAAAGGAGGGAAAAGGAGAAAGAAACAUCAAUGUGUGAUUGCCUUUUGAGCACCCCCUACUUGCGACCUUGGCCUGCAACCCAGGCACGUGCCCUGACUGGGAAUUGAACUGGUGACCCUAUGGUUCUCAGGCUGGUACUCAACCCACUGAGCCACACUAGCCAGGGCUGAACUGGCAGCCUUUCACUUUGUAGGAUGAUGCUCCAACCAACCGAGCCAGACUGGUCAGGGCUACGCACCUGUCUUUUGAUUGUUCUAUCAUUUAUCUCCACAGCUAUAAUUAUAUCACCUUGUAGCAUUCUGUAUGUAUAGAUGAAGAAAUUGAAAUGAAAUAACUUGCCUGAAUUCAGUAGAGAUGGGAAACUAUAUCUGAUGCCAAAGCCCAGGCUCUUAACUGUGGGCUCCUUUCUCUUUCUCCCCUCCUCUGUACCUCUGGAGUGCCUCACCUCUUUUUCUACCAUUCAGUCUUUGUCCAUGAAGCUCUUGUAAUUUCCUCCAGGGAGCUUUCAUAUUACUUCCCUGUAACAGUUUUCCAACAUGUCUCCUUAUAUUCUUGACUCAGUUCCCCUUGUCACUUCCCCACCCUUUGCUCCAAGCUGCCCUGACCUUUACAGCAUAACCUCAUUCGGUUAAACAGGUAAGGUGUAUGUGGGUCAGGUGAGGGAGGCCAGUGAAAGAGUUGGCUUUGUUUUCCAGGACAUACACGAACGGCACCUGUUGUUUGCAGUAUAAUUGGAUGAUAGUUCAUACCUAAGAAUAAAUUGUUCUUCUCCUGUAGAAUAAAUGUUUUCUGUUGUUUUGUUGUCUCAUCAUCGUUUGAGAAGCCACUGAGCAUCCCCUUACUCAGAUGGAGGCACAAAUCUGAAUAGAGAACUGGAAUAAGUGCCAAAUUAAUAAUUUUUGUAUGGCUGUUGUGGUUAACUAUGUCAGUAUUAUCAGUUUAAGUGGGAGUUCGCCAUUCAGAUUAUCUUGAAAGUAAGAUCAUAUGGGUCUGUGACCAAGUCAAGGAAGUAAAAGAAAGGGUAAGGGGACCGGUAUGGGCACCGCAAUGUGCCAGGCGUUGUACCGCGUGUCCGAGAUGCAGCGUCGCAUUUUAUCAUUAGAGUAGGUGUGUGGAGUUGGUGUCACCCAGCUAACCAGGGAACAGGCCCACAGGCACUUAACUGACUUAACCCGAGGUUGUGUGUGUGGUAGUUGUAAAACCAGUGUGAGCCAGAUGUUUUUCCUUAAAGCCUGUGUUUUUUUUCCCCACUUAAUCACACUCCCAGAAGCUUUCAAGAACACAGACAGGAUUGGGAGGUAGGCUUCAACACGAACGCUGGCUCUUACCAGUUAGCGGCUUAUGGAGGGUUGUGAGCCCGAUGCGGGUGGUGUCCGCUGUGGCUCCAGUAACUGGACUGAAAGGUCCCUGAGCGGAUGAUACUACUCAGAGAACAUCUUUUUGAUUCUUUGUUUUUAUGUGAAUGCCACUAGUAUCAGGUGACAGAAUCUUGGCAAGACUUUGGUCAAGAACGCAUUUGGAGUAACUCAUGGAUUUUACUGAGUUUAAGUAAAAACUGCCUUUCUUGUAGAACAUUCUGUAAAUUAAGUUAUCAGAUUAUACAGGCUAGAUAGAUCUUUGUCUCUGACCCCUCACUGGUCAAAGUUGUGAGGUGCUAUAUUGACUCACCUCAGUUUGGGGUAACCUGUAUCUAUCUGCAUCCCCCCAUGAAAGUGGAGGGAGGAUUGAAUGUUAUCUGCAGGGUCAGCAUUUGAAGAGUCAGGGAGACGAGAAUGCCAAGCAUGUCCUCUGCUUACUUUUCAUUGUGAGUGGUCAGGAGAAUUCAUCUAUAACUUACAACCUUUUGUCGGAGGUGUAGUUUUGAAGUUAUGGCCUGCAUUUUGAGUAUUCUUUCCAAACUGACAAAACUUUCACAUGUUAACAGGGUAUGUAUGCCUUUAUUUUUUUAAGAAUGAAAUGUCACCUGAAGAACUUCUUGCUGUUGACGAUUUUGUCUUUGUUGCCAACAUGUCAGAUAGGGAUCUGUUUCGUGCAGAGGUGCCAGAGGCAGUUUGUACUUGGAAAAUCUUGCAGACCAGUGCUUAGGCAACCGAUAUUUGCCAUUUUGGAAUGUUUAUCUGUUCUUUGUCCCAUGCCCAGAAGCUCCCAGGGUAGGUGAGUCUUCAAAGUUAGGACCGAUUAUGCCUCCCGAGUGGUGAAACGCAAGCAAUCCGAGUCCGUGGAGCCACUCCUAUAGAGGCUUUACCUCUUUUUGCCAAAUUGAUUACCAGUUCCUGGGAAUGAGUGGGAAGGCUAACCCCACUCUUGAGAGAGACCCUGGACAUGCAUAUGCACUUGCAUUUCAAGUGAACCGCUCCAGGUGAGCCAUUGCUUUAGUUUGCUUGGCCCUGGGGCAGACCUGUGGUCAAAGCCAUGUCCGUGUACUCUGCCUUAUUGCAGUCGCAUAGCAGACUUCUUUUGGCCUCAGCCCAGCUUUUGGAGUCCCAGGAGAAGUGUGAGCUGUAAACUGGCCAGAAGGGCUGAGUGCCACAACAGUUGGGGCUUUGGCAGCUCUCUAAGAAAUCUUAUCCUUGGAGACCUGUGGAUGGAUACUGUGUUUGGGUUGAAGUGUUCUGAGUCCUGCCGCAUCAGACAUGAAAGUACUGUCCAAGUCCCAAGGGAAAUGGUUCCUGGUCGUCUUCUAUCCUGGCAUCGGCUAUAACAGGACGUCAGCUGUAACAGUGGUUGUCUUAUGGUCACCAGAAUCCUGAAGUGUGAUGUGGGUGACUAAGUGGUUCCUGCCCUAGGGUAGGUGGGAGGCAGUCCUUGGAGGGGUGGUUUCUGAACCACGCACUGACAGGCUUCUACUCCUGCUUUGCUUCCGUAAAUCCCUUGCCAUAUGUCUGGUGCCACUGCUGAUUUCUCUGCAGAUUUGUGUGUGUGGUGCCCCCAUUCUACCUUCCCCCAGAGUCCAUCUUUUCUGGGCUGGGAUGUGAGGCCUCAGCCUGCUUCUCUGUGGCAUCUUCUGGGGCUGUAGCUUUCCUCAGUGUUUCUGCUUGCUGGCCUCGUGGGGAUUCUCCCCUUUCCUUUAAGCCUGGCUCAGUCCUGCCCUCCCUAGCCCUGCCGCCCAGCAUCAGUCCCUCGGGACCCCCCUUCUGCCUCAUCUCCCUGCAGGGCUCCUUCUGUCCCCCAGUGUUGUCUUCCAUAGACGGGUCUGCCAGACCAACCCACAUCUUCCUACUGAGGGCAGAAGCCCAUUUCAUUCCUUUCCGUAGGUCUGCUUCAGUGUGCUUACCCCUUUUAUGCCAUGGUCUGCGUCUCAGAAUGUUUUAUAGAGGUUUUUAUUUAUUUUUUAGAGAGAGGGGAAUGGAGGGAGAGAAACAUUGAUUAGUUACCUCUUAUGUGCUCCCAACUGGGGACCUGUCCACAACCCAGACAUGUGCGCUGACUGGGAAUCAAAACAGUGACCUUUUGGUUCGCAGAGUGAUGCUCAGCCCACUGAGCCACACCAGCCAAGGCUCAGAGUGUUUUUAAAUUCAUAAAAUAAAUAAUACAUAGACUUUUAAGGGAAACUGAUUCUGUUGAAGUAUAUAUUGUAAAAAAUUGUGAUAGAGUUGUAUGUGCUUCUUCAUUAAUGUAUCAAACAGGAAGAUCUAGCAGCAGGUCUCAUACUUACUGAAUUUAAAAUUAGCGAUACAUGUGAACACUUCAGGAUACCUAUUAUAAUUAUAAGGUGAAAUGAAAGUGGAUGAUUUCUAUUGGUGACAACCAGUGGUGCUGCUAAUACUACUGUGGCUUUUUGUUUAUUAUGCCUAUAAUUAAUUGAAAGGAACACUACGUUUUACUUACAGGUGACUGAAAAUGAUAUAACUUUUCCCCCAUCCAUUUCACAGGCCCCUUUCAUUCUACCUCCAAAUAAGUUGAUCCCAGGUUGUGGCCCAGGUUGAUCACUCCCAUGGCAGCACCUUCACAUAGCAGGCCGAGUAAAUGUUUGCUGACUCACAGGUCGCUGCUCUGAGAUGUGCUGCUUCAGUUCUUCUCCCAAGGCCCUCCCUUUUCUCUUGACCUUGACCUACCCUCACACUUCUGGUUAGAGCCUCAGCUCCCAGCUUGGACCCUCACUUCUUGCUAGGGAGUUGAGUGUGGGGGUUGCUGCUUUUCAGUAUUCAGUUUCCUUUUGGCUUGAGGAAAGUCAUACUCCCUGUGGCAGCAGGGAGCCCAGAAAUUGUGGGGCACAGGCCAGACCCUUUCUGCACCAAGCAGGGAGGGUAAGGAUGGGAGCUGACAUUCAGGAUGUCUUUCUACCAUGAGAGCAUGUCAGCGCCCCCCCCCCCUCGACCCCCUGGGCAAACUGGCCUCAUUUUUCCUGUCUCGGGUGGAUGCCUUGAGCCCGCAGCUCCAGCAGCUGGCGUGUGAGUGUUAUUCCCGGCUGCCUUCUCUAGGGGCUGGCUUUUCCCAGGGCUUGAAGCAUACGGAAAGCUGGGAGCAGGAGCUACACAGCCUGCUGGCCUCAUUGCACAAUCUGCUAGGGGCUCUCUACGAGGGAGCAGAACCAGCUCCUAUGCAGUAUGAAGGCCCUGGAGUGGAGGUGCUGUUUUCCCCCUCAGAGGACGCUGAUGCCCAUAACCUUCUCCGGCUUCGGCAGAGAUUUUCUGGGCUGGCCUGUUGCCUGGGGCUCCUGCUCAGGUCUGAGUUUGGGGCCCCCGUGUCCAUCCCCGUGCAGGAAAUCCUGGAUGUCAUCUGCCGGACCCUCAGCAUCAGUGCCAAGAAUAUUAGCUUGCUUGGAGAUGGUCCCCUGCGGUUGCUGCUGCUGCCCUCUAUCCACCUUGAAGCCUUGGACCUGCUCUCCGCGCUCAUCCUUGCGUGUGGAGGUCGGCUCUUGCGCUUUGGGGCCCUGAUCAGCCGCCUGCUUCCCCAGGUCCUCAAUGCCUGGAGCAUUGGUAGAGAUACUCCUUCUCUGGGCCAGGAGAAGCCUUACAGCGCCAUGCGGACCAAGGUGUAUGCUGUGUUAGAGCUGUGGGUGCAGGUGUGUGGCGCCUCGGCAGGAGUGCUUCAGGGAGGAGCCUCGGGAGAGGCCCUGCUCACCCACCUGCUCAGUGACAUCUCUCCUCCAGCUGAUGCCCUGAAGCUGCGCAGUCCCCGGGGGAGCCCUGAUGGGGGCUUGCAGACGGGGAAACCCAGUGCCCCCAAGAAGCUAAAGCUGGACAUGGGAGAGGCUGUGGCCCCUCCCAGCCACCGGAAAGGGGACAGCAAUGCCAACAGCGAUGUGUGUGCAGCUGCGCUGAGAGGCCUCAGCAGGACCAUCCUCAUGUGCGGGCCUCUCAUCAAGGAGGAGACUCACAGGAGACUGCAUGAUCUGGUCCUUCCUCUGGUCAUGAGUGUCCAGCAGGGCGAGGUCUUAGGCAGCUCCCCAUAUACCAGCUCGCACUGCCGCCGUGAACUUUACCGCCUGCUGCUGGCUCUGCUGCUGGCACCUUCUCCUCGCUACCCACCUCCUCUUGCCUGUGCCCUGCAAGCCUUCUCCCUUGGCCAGAGAGAAGACAACCUGGAGGUCUCUUCUUUCUGCUCGGAAGCUCUGGUGACCUGUGCUGCUCUGACCCACCCUCGGGUUCCUCCUCUGCAGUCCAUGGGCCCCACCUGCCCCCCACCUGCACCAGUUCCUCCCCCCGAGGCCCCAUCUCCAUUCAGGGCCCCACCUUUCCAUCCCCCGGGCCCUAUGCCCUCAGCAGGCACCAUGCCCUCAGCUGGGCCCGUGCCCUCGGUGGGUUCCAUGCCCCCAGUAGGCCCUGUGCCUCCAUCACGCCCUGGACCUCCAGCCACAGCCAACCACUUAGGUCUCUCUGUCCCAGGCCUGGCAUCUGUACCCCCCCGGCUCCUUCCUGGCCCCGAGAACCACCGGGCAGGCUCAAAUGAGGACCCCAUCCUUGCCCCUAGUGGCACUCCUCCACCUACUAUACCCCCAGAUGAAACCUUUGGGGGGAGAGUGCCCAGGCCAGCCUUCGUCCACUAUGACAAGGAGGAGGCGUCUGAUGUGGAGAUCUCCUUGGAAAGCGACUCUGAUGACAGUGUGGUGAUCGUGCCUGAGGGGCUGCCGCCUCUGCCACUUCCACCCCCCUCAGGCACCACCCCACCCCCUGUUGCCUCAGCUGGGCCACCAACAGCCUCCCCUCCUCUAUCUGCCAAGGAGGAGCCUGAAGAGCUUCCGGCAGCCCCAGGGCCUCUCCCUCCACCCCCACCCCCUCCUCUUCCAGGCCCUGUGACACUCCAGCCACCCCAGUUGGUCGCUGAAGGAACUCCUGCUGGGGGAGCACCCCCAGCCCUGGAAGAAGAUUUGACAGUUAUUAAUAUCAACAGCAGUGACGAGGAGGAGGAAGAAGAGGAGGAGGAAGAGGAGGAGGAGGAAGAGGAGGAGGAAGAAGAAGAUUUUGAGGAAGAAGAAGAGGAUGAAGAAGAGUAUUUUGAAGAGGAAGAAGAAGAAGAAGAGUUUGAGGAGGAAUUUGAGGAAGAGGAAGGUGAGCUGGAGGAAGAAGAAGAAGAGGAGGAUGAAGAGGAGGAAGAAGAGUUGGAAGAGGUGGAAGAGUUGGAGUUUGGCCCAGCAGGAGGGGCGGUAGAAGAAGGAGGACCUCCACCCACCAGCCUGCCUCCAGCUCUGCCCCCGACUGAGUCCCCCAAGGUGCAGCCGGAGCCGGAGCCAGAGCCUGGGCUGCUGUUAGAAGUGGAGGAGCCAGGGGCCGGCGGGGAGCCUGGCCUCGAGACCGCACCCACAUUGGCCCCUGAGGUGCUGCCCUCCCAGGAGGAGCUGGAGAGAGAAUCGGGGAGCCCCCCAUCAGGGCCACCUCCUCAGGAGCUUGUUGAAGAGGAGCCCUGUGCUCCCCCAACACUGCUGGAAGAGGGGAUUGAGGGUGGGGGUGAUGAGGUCCUGCCGCCACCAGAGACAGCUGCAGCAGAAGAAAUGGAGCCUGAACCGGAGCCGGAGACCCCUGCUCCCCAGGAAAAGGAGCAGGAUGACACAGCUGCCAUGCUGGCUGACUUCAUCGAUUGUCCUCCUGAUGACGAGAAGCCACCACCUGUCACGGAGCCUGAUUCCUAGUCCUUUCCUACGCCCCCCACUCGUUCCCAAUAAACUUAUGUACUUGGAUAUCGACUGCAGCUUCUGCCUUUUGCCACAACUGUGCCACCAGCCAGAAGCCCCACUGUCUGCGGGCUUUUCAAGGUAUCCAGAAUAUUCCUCAAGUGUUUCCAUAGCUGUUCUGUUGUCUCCACUGUCCGGAGGAGGAACCAUCGACUUAAAGAGUUUAGUCAUUGAAUUCUGUGAAAUUUGAAACUUGGAUGUACCAAAUUUAAGGGGCGCCCAUGGUGGGUAUGGGGAAUGAACUCUGUUCUGGGCCUGGUCCUUCUAGUGACAACAUCCCAGCCUCGUUCCUCUUCCCUGCCUCCCCCAGCACCCUCCUGACAAGAAUUUGACAAGCUCACCCUAGGCCUUCCUACCCAUUCUUGAGAUUUGGACAUUUUCCAGCCAGUGUCUGAUCCCUGUAAACAGUUCUGUUCAUUCUAGGCCUUGCUGGGAUGCACGUGUGAGCAUGAACAUAGAGGUGUGUACAUGAGAGGGUAUCGAAAUCUGUGGGCUUGAGGUGAAUGCUCCUGAUUUUUUCAGUCUGUUGAAGGAUGAACAUGCGUAAAGGACCUUGGAACUGCAGCGAAGGGAGUGUGACUGUCCGACUGCGUGUGCACUGAAGGGCCUCUGAGAAGUGACGUUUGUGCUAAUUUGGGAAACUUAGGGGUUUCAAAAAAUUUCCCCCAACUUGUUAUUCUAAAAAAUUUCCAACAUGCAGAAAAGUUGGAAGAAUAGUACAGUAUAAUACUUUUGCCUAGAUUCAUCGGUUGUUAACAUUUUUUCAUGUUAGCUUUUAUCUCUAUGAUGUCCGUAUAGCUACAUAUAGGCAUGUAUUUAUAUGUACAUAACUCUGUCUGUAAUCAAUACAUAUGUAUAUCUGCACACAUUUCCUUUAUUGUGGGGCCAUGUAAAAAGUGACUUGCACCUCUCCCUUCUUCAACAUUGUCUCCUACGGUUAAAGACAUUUUUCUACUUAAUCACAAUACCACCAUCGGUCCUAAGAAAAGUCAUAGUAAUAAAAUAAUGUUGUAUGUA
Molecule: messenger RNA, 8275 nt
Organism: Artibeus jamaicensis (Jamaican fruit-eating bat)
Lineage: Eukaryota; Metazoa; Chordata; Mammalia; Chiroptera; Phyllostomidae
Gene: PELP1
Product: proline, glutamate and leucine rich protein 1
Exons: 13
Coding region: 4433-7216 (927 amino acids)
Biological process (GO): rRNA processing
Cellular component (GO): nucleus
Source: RefSeq, a predicted model, not a curated record